This is a messenger RNA of Clupea harengus (Atlantic herring), 3176 nucleotides long. RefSeq names its product adhesion G protein-coupled receptor E1-like. Gene Ontology annotation, biological process: G protein-coupled receptor signaling pathway; cell surface receptor signaling pathway. Gene Ontology annotation, molecular function: G protein-coupled receptor activity. Gene Ontology annotation, cellular component: membrane. The coding region runs from base 133 to 2805 and encodes 890 amino acids. The record is from RefSeq and is a predicted model, not a curated record. The transcript is spliced from 17 exons. Lineage: Eukaryota; Metazoa; Chordata; Actinopteri; Clupeiformes; Clupeidae.
CGACACAUACUAAAUAACCACAUAAAGAUCAGUCAGUAGGGCACCAGUAGCACUGUGAACCAGGGCAUCAUCGGUUAAAGAUAUAGAGAUAGGUCUCAUGUUGUCUCUUAGUCUGAGGAUAUAUUCUUCAUCAUGAAUGACAUCUACCUUCCAGUGAACCUGAAAUGCAGUCUGGCCUUCACUCUGUUAUUAGCAGUUUCUGUAGCCUUAGCCAACAUUAGGCUCAUGAAUGGGACUCAUCGGUGUGCUGGAAGAGUUGAAGUUCUUCACGAUGGUCAGUGGGGUACCAUUUGUGGAAGUCAUGCCUGGAAGGGCAAGAAUCCUGAAGUGGUCUGCAAAGAGCUUGGCUGUGGGAGAGUUCUUUCGACACGAAGUUAUCAGACCAGAGAGGUAUCUCAGCAUGUUUGGCUUGACCAGGUUGAAUGUGAUGGAAAGGAGUCAACACUGAAGAACUGCGGCCACGGGCCUUGGGGGUUCCAUAAUGCUCGCUGUGAACACAGCAAUGCAAGGGUUCUCUGCUCAGACACCCCCGAUUCAGCUAAGGCAGUGAGGCUGGUGAACGGGUCUGAUGGCUGUGCUGGCCAAGUGGAGGUUUAUCACGAGGGACAGUGGGGCGCCGUGUGUGAUCAUAACUGGAAUAUCACCGAUGCUGAAGUGGUUUGCCGAGAGCUGGGCUGUGGCUAUGCCCUCGAAGCAUCCAAAUCUGCACGGUUCGGACGGGGAUCAGGGAAGAUCUGGUUAGAUGAGGUGAAGUGCAAUGGAGUGGAGCCAACACUGAAGAACUGUAGUCAUAGGGGUUGGGGAGCUCAUGACUGUUCACAUGCUGAAGAUGCUGGGGUGGUCUGCUCAGCUGUGAGGCUGGCGAACGGGCCCCACCGGUGUGCAGGCAGAGUGGAGGUUUUCCACAAUGGAGAGUGGGGAACAGUGUGCCAUGACUUCUGGAACAUGACUGAUGCUGCAGUGGUCUGUAAAGAGUUGGGCUGUGGGGAAGCCAUUGAAGCGCCACAUUCCGCUCAUUUUGGGAAGGGAUCAGGGAGGAUUUGGCUGGAUGAUGUGUUAUGCACUGGGAAGGAGUCCUCACUGAUGAGCUGUGGUCAUUUACCUCUGGGGACCCAUAACUGUGGUCAUCACCGGGAUGCAGGGGUUAUUUGUACAGAGUGGAUCACUACGAUGAUAGAAUGCAAGGAUCUGAAGUGUAAACUCCAGUUUCUGCGUGAACUGCAGGAGAAAUCAUAUGUGUCCACAGUGCUUCCAGAGCAGGUAGUGUCAGAGGCACUGGAUAAUUUACUGAAUACUAACCAACGGAAUCUGACAUUACAUGGGGGUGCUGUGCUUCAAUCUGCCGAGUGGCUGGCGUCUACACUGGUGCAACCGAGUCUCACCAACAAGACCAUUACCACAAGUGCCACAGAGUUACAAAUUGUGAGCAUUGGACCAAAUGCCUCUCUAACAGGACCCUCUCAACUGAGGACUUCUGAUGCUCUUCUAGACAUUGACCUCCUUGGAAUCGCCCAGAAUAACGACGGUUCUGCAUCUGUGGUGCUGAUGUCCUACAACAAUAUGCAGGAUGUCCUUAAGGCCAGCCUCUUCAAAACAGAAAAUGAUACAGUUAAGACCAUGUUGUCCAAAGUAGUAUCCAUCAUCUUACCGAGAACUCAGGACAAGACACUAACUGAUGGAGUGAACAUCACCUUCCAACACGUCAAUCCCUCAGGUCCAAUGGGGGAGGUGUCCUGCGUGUACUGGAAUGUCAGUUCUUGGAUAGAGGACGGAUGCCAAGUCAGCCAAACCAACACCGGAUUCACUGUGUGCACCUGUGUCCACCUGUCCACCUUUGCUUUGAUCAUGCAAACAGAGAAUAAUUACCAUAUUACAUUUAAGGGAGAUCCAAUCUUGGAGGCGCUGAAUACCGUCUUGGUGUCCAUCGGGUUGCUGUUCCUGAUCGUGGCUGUGUUGACCUUUGCGCUCUGCCAUUUUAACCCCAGAGUGACCAACGCAGCUCGUCUGAACCUCUGCAUCUGCCUGCUGCUAGCUCAUUUCCUGUUCCUGCGCACCCAGAACUACCUGCAUCUUAUCCAGCCCAACCAGGUGCUGUGUAAGGUGCUCUCAGGGGUCCUGCACUUCCUCUUCCUGUGCUGCUUUGUGUGGAUGUCCAUGGAGGCCCUGCUGCUCUUCCUGUCCGUCAGGAAGCUCAGACAGGUCAAACCCAAUGAUCGGGCGGGGCCACACUGGAGGUACAAGCUCCUGAUUGGCUAUGGAAUUCCACUGGUCAUUGUGGCCGUGUCUGCCGGGGUGAUGCCAGAUGGAUACGGAAGUCAGCAGUGCUGGCUCCUGACAGAUGAUGGGUUCAUAUGGAGUUUCCUUGGUCCUGUUUGCGUCAUUAUUACGGGCAACAUCAUACUCUUCGUUGUCAUCACGGUCACUCUCCACUCCACUCUAAAAGAGGCACGCAGUGAUGUGUCUAAGGUGAAAUACACCAGAGUCCUGCUGUUCAAAGUCAUGGCUCAGUUUGUGAUCCUCGGUUGCCCCUGGAUACUUGGCCUGUUCACAGCCAGCAGCAAAGUCUUGGAAGUUCUCUUCAUAAUUCUCACCUCGCAACAAGGGACUUUCAUCUUUCUUGUCCACUGUCUCCUCAAUGAAGAGGUGCGGCGUCAGUACAAGCUUUGGUGGCAGAAAGUGAGUCCAUCUAAGGAGCCUGGGCGGACCACCACUACCACCUUGGUAUUAAACGAGUAUGAGAGUGCCAGCGGGAGUACAACAUGUGGAACGUCAGGCCCACAAAAGAAAAGCUGUAGUAAAACUUAAAUUAAUAGCCAGUUAAUAGCAACCAACAACAAACUCCAGGGUUCUAUAAUCAACCAUAUGAAAUUCAGUAUAUGCCUGCCAGUCAUUUUGCAAUAUAGAAAGGAGCAAUAAGACUCACAUUUUGCUUUCUUGCACAUGUAAGAUACAUUUAAAAGGCUACAUAUAAAAACUGUCAAAUGGAAGAUAACAAGCAGUGUUAGAUGCAAUGAUGAAAAGCAACUGUCAGAUAGAAAUGUACCAGACAGUCAGCAGAUCAAUGCACUGGGUCAAAGGCAGUUAGACAGUUGAAAUGUGGAAACCACCUAGGUCGCAAGAAAAUAUGAUGACAGCAGAAAAGUAAAAUACAGAAGUUCUGUUAAACGGACAAAGUC